Messenger RNA from Thermothelomyces thermophilus ATCC 42464, 1075 nucleotides. RefSeq lists its product as uncharacterized. The coding region runs from base 254 to 736 and encodes 160 amino acids. Gene Ontology annotation, biological process: endosomal transport; positive regulation of TOR signaling; cellular response to amino acid stimulus. The transcript has 3 exons. Gene Ontology annotation, cellular component: Ragulator complex; late endosome membrane; membrane raft. The record is from RefSeq and is a predicted model, not a curated record. NCBI's taxonomy places the organism in Eukaryota, Fungi, Ascomycota, Sordariomycetes, Sordariales, Chaetomiaceae.
AGACCAACGCCGAACAAUGCGGCAGCAAUCGCCUUCUGGAGCAUCACCAACGUCCCGCCAUCCAUCGUUUGGAGGUGCGCAUUCUAAAGCCGGCAUUCUUUCCUUAUGAUCCCACCGCGCUAGCUUCCCCUGUGCGGGAACCGCUGUAAUAUUUCCAACCUUUUUCUUUUCUUUUUUUUUGCAUUUUCCUUGCUUUUGCGACACUUUCUUUUUCGCUUCGAAUCCCCUUUACAACUCCCAGCCUCGCGACGCCAUGGGGAACUGUUCGUCUUGCCUCGGCAGCCGCCGCCGCGAUGAAUAUGACGAGGAGGAAGACGAAGCUCAACACCUCUUCGACGAUCCCAACAACCUGCACUAUGGCAGCUUCGACCAGCAGCACAUGAUGGGCCAGGAAGAUCCACAAGAGGCCCAAAGAGAGAUUGAGGCUCUGCAGAGAGUGGUGGCGCGAACCUCGGAUGCCAUGGUUGACAUCUACGAGAUCGUACCCCAAGAUAAGCCUGCCCAGCCCGCCAACGGUCCUUUCGUCUAUAUCGGCCAGGAUGCGACCACGGUCCGGUACCAGACACUGCUCUCCAAGCUCUCCUCUCAAGACGACCUCCUCUCCGCGGCGCGCGUCGAUUGGGGAUCUCCGGACGAUGACACCAUCGAGAUGCAGCAGGACCCUGUGCCCAUCAAGGUUGACGGGAGCGAUAGCCUCGUCGGAAACUUUGCCGAUGCAGCAGCAGCCAUGCGUUGAAAAAAAAAAGGCCUUUUGGGUCUCGAAAGCGUUGAUUGCGUGCAGCAUCCUCCUCAGUCGUCAUUGUAUGGGCCCAUAUGCCUGCCAGCCAGAAGUGCAGCUAUGGGGAAAGUAGAGGGGGCGGGGGGAAGGUGCUGACUCGUUGCAGCUAACGGCCAGGUCCGCCCGCUCGGAAUCUGCUGGCCCCCAGUAUCCCCUCUGGUGUUAUAGGGUGGCCGAGACACAUCAAUGUUCGGAAGUCGUGCCACGAUGGUUGGAGUGGUUGUGUGUGUAGCACGGUCCGCUUGGAGAUUAUAUACUCUUGGAAGCGGCUGAUGCGCCGUUACAUAUUGACUCGCU